CGGCCCGACGACGCAACGGCCGCGUCACCCGCAAAACCAAACCAAACCAUUCCGCCCGAAAAAUUCCCCAAUCCCCCCUCCUGCCGCAAACCCUAACCCUAGCCAAUCCCGUGCCCAUGGACGACGACGCCGGCGACGCCUCGCCGCCGCCGGGCCCUCCCCCCGCCGCCUCCGCCCCUUCGUCGCGCGACAUGGCGGCGUCCCCGACGAGCUCGCGCUCCGUGACGGAGACGGUGAACGGCUCCCACCGGUUCGUGAUCCAGGGCUACUCCCUCGCCAAGGGGAUGGGCGUCGGGAAGCACAUCGCCAGCGAGACCUUCACCGUAGGCGGGUACCAGUGGGCGAUCUACUUCUACCCCGACGGGAAGAACCCCGAGGACAACUCCGCCUACGUCUCCGUCUUCAUCGCGCUCGCCUCCGAGGGCACCGACGUCCGCGCCCUCUUCGAGCUCACGCUCCAGGACCAGAGCGGCAAGGGCAAGCACAAGGUUCACUCCCACUUCGACCGCUCCCUCGAGUCCGGGCCCUACACCCUCAAGUACCGCGGCUCCAUGUGGGGUUACAAAAGGUUCUUUCGACGAACUGCUCUUGAGACGUCGGAUUUUCUUAAAGAUGAUUGCUUGAAGAUAAAUUGCACUGUGGGUGUUGUGGUGUCAACUAUUGAUUACUCUAGACCACACUCCAUUCAGGUUCCGGACUCUGACAUCGGCUACGAUUUCGGUUUGCUUUUGGACAGUAAUGAAGGAAUUGAUAUUAUUCUCAAUGUGAGGGGUGAGAAGUUUCAUGCCCAUCAAUUGGUGUUGGCUGCACGGUCUUCUGUAUUUAGAUCUAGACUUUUUGAUGAUGAAUCGGCUGGAGAUAAGGACAAGAUUGAUGAGAAUGAUGAUCUGAAAGUGGUUGUUAUUGAUGACAUGGAGCCAAAGGUUUUCAAGGCCAUGCUUCAUUUCAUCUACAGAGAUACGCUUGUUGAUGAUUAUGAGCUGGAUGCAUCAAGCUCCGAGGGCUCUAUUUUUGAUACUUUGGCAGCAAAGUUGUUGGCUGCGGCAGACAAGUAUGACUUGGAAAGGCUAAAAUUGCUAUGUGAAUCUUACUUGUGCAAAGGAAUUUCUGUGGCCUCGGUUGCGAGUACUCUUGCAUUGGCUGAUGAUCACCAUGCUAUGGAGCUUAAGGCCGUUUGCCUAAAAUUUGCUGCAGAAAACCUUUCAGAUACCCUUAUGUCUCUGCAGCUGUGAUCCGGACCAGCGGGUUCGAUUACCUCAAAGACAACUGCCCAGCACUUCAGUCCGAGAUACUGAGAACUGUUGCAGGGUGUGAGGAGCCAUGCAUUAGUGGGGGGAAGAGCCAGAGCGUCUGGGGGCAGCUCUCAGAUGGUGGCGAUACAAGUGGCCGGAGGGUUCGGCCAAGAAUCUAAAAGCAACCCAGAACUCUGACCUGAUUAGGACCCCUUGUGUAAAUGGUGACAUCGAUUUGUUCUGUAUGUUCCAAAGAAGAUUCUACUAGCUGUAUCUCAUCUCAUCUUCUGACCUUUUUUACACUUUAAUUCAUAUGUUGUUCAUAGUUAAUGCAUUAUUUGAUCUUGGAUCUUUCGCUGGAUCAUUGCUGCGUUGGUACCUGCACUUAAGGAAGAAAUGGAGGUGCUGUUUUUGCAACU
Brachypodium distachyon (stiff brome) is the source of this 1651-nucleotide messenger RNA. Its product is annotated as BTB/POZ and MATH domain-containing protein 5. Bases 117 to 1232 code for a protein of 371 amino acids. Gene Ontology annotation, molecular function: protein binding. The transcript is spliced from 4 exons. Gene Ontology annotation, biological process: protein ubiquitination. The record is from RefSeq and is a predicted model, not a curated record. NCBI's taxonomy places the organism in Eukaryota, Viridiplantae, Streptophyta, Magnoliopsida, Poales, Poaceae.